Saitoella complicata NRRL Y-17804 is the source of this 3147-nucleotide messenger RNA. RefSeq lists its product as uncharacterized. The transcript is spliced from 2 exons. Gene Ontology annotation, cellular component: exocyst. NCBI's taxonomy places the organism in Eukaryota, Fungi, Ascomycota, Saitoellomycetes, Saitoellales, Saitoellaceae. The record is from RefSeq and is a predicted model, not a curated record. The coding region runs from base 1 to 3147 and encodes 1048 amino acids. Gene Ontology annotation, biological process: exocytosis; Golgi to plasma membrane transport.
AUGGCGAGGGAGAGGAUCAAUGGAAAUGGAGACGAUGCCGGCUUGGAUGGGGUGCUGAGGGAUAUUGACCGCACAUGGCCGCUCAUGAGUUCGGAGAAUUGCAACCCCGUCUCUGUUGCUUUACAACUUCUCGAUUCCCAAUCGUCACUGGGCCGCGGUCGCAACCUCAAUUCCUUCCAGGACACGACACAAAAGCUUGACGAAUCACUUCAGGAAAUCGUGAACGAGCAUUAUCUUGGAUUCAACGACGCUGUCGGCAAGUAUGGUCAAAUCAUGCAGGCUAUCUCGGCCAGUCAGAAGAAUGUGCGACAGAUGAAGGAGGGGCUGCUUCAAGCACGGGAGGAGUUGAGUGCGCAGAGAUCGGAUCUGCUACCGUCGAGUGAGCGCAGUCAGCAGUACAAAGAGCUGCUGCGACUCAUCGGACGAAUCCAGACAUUACACUCCAUCCCCGACCGUCUGGACGAGCUCAUCGCGAGCAAGAACUUUUUGGCAGCGGUAUCUCUACUGAAAAGCGGUCUAAAGCAGAUAUCGCGGCGGGAGAUGGAGGGAGUUGGUGCCUUAGUCGAUAUACGCGCGUAUCUUAAACAGCAAGAAGCCGGUUUGUUUGAGGUACUUGUGGAGGAACUCCAUAACCACGUUUACCUCAAGAGUCCGUACACAGAAGGUAUGUGGGAAGCAUGGAAGACUGGCCAGAAAGACUUGCCGGCUGUCAGUCGGCCUUCCUCUGCUGGUAAUAGCCAAAGUACGGGCGCGCUUCAGUUUACGCGUCAGAACCGCAAACUGGGAUUACAGAACACCUCGAAAUCUGGAGUUGUGCUCUUUACUGAUGCUGAGCUCUCACAGCCUCCAUCAGAAACGCAAACUGGGAACCCGGAAACUGACUCCCUUCAGUACAUCCGCCUCCUUGUCGAAUCUCUGGCUGCUUUGGAACGGCUGCCAAAGGCGUUCGAGGUGUUGAGUCAACGGUUGCCGGUAGAGCUUUACCAGCUUGUCGACAAGACGAUCGAGGAAGUCGAUAGACGGCACCUUGGACGCGGUUUACGGGUUGGUCGACGUCAGGAGCCAAAGAACGGCGUUAAGCGGUUACAGUCGAAGACUGUGCUACCCAUAUCGAUCGCCCGUGUCAUUUCUCCAACGAAUAGGGAUGUGUUAGAGGAUUUGCUCUGGACGUUAUACUCGAAGUUUAGCGCAACGUUGACUGGACAUCGCACCAUCCAUGACGUGGUCCAUAUUAUCGCGACACGGCCUGAGAAUGCGCAACGCGAAGAUUUGGCGGGAAUCGCGGAGGAUCUGUCGUUUGGGUUCUUGGAGGUAUGGAAAAGUUAUCAGAGUGAGGUAAAAGGCUUGUUGCACGACUACAUCACCGAUGACAACCUACCUAUCAAAAAGGUUGGAGCAGCUCAGGGCGUUAAAGAACAGCAAGCAAAGAGCUUGGACAGUCUGUUCACGGGGUCGAGCAGAGACCGUGGGGCGAGAAUCUGGAAGUUGGGGAACGCGGAGAAAAUUGCAGACCAUGAACAGGAUUUGAUUGGGAUUCUGCACAAGAGUGUUCCAGGACUUGUUGCGGAGAACGGAGUUGCGGCUAGUACGGCAAGUACGAGUACUGUGACGAAUGGGAUGACGAAUGCUGGGCAUAGGGUGUUGAUCCCGCCGUCGGUGUUCAAUAUUCGGACGCUUAUGGAUCCUACGACGGCGCUCUUGCGACGGAUAUCGGCCCUAAUCCCACCGAACUCCAAAUUUCGCCCGUCGACAUUUACUGGCUUCUUUGACGAUUUCCUGGUGAACGGGUUCCUGCCUCAACUAGAAGACACAGUCGGAGAGAUGUUCGCCUCAGCAAUCGGCGGCGAAGACAGUUUCCAUAUCGACGAGGCAUGGAUGACCGUCUCCAUCUACCCAAUCGGCAAGUCCGCUGUCGCUUUGAGUGAGUUGAUUGAUAACUUGUGUCGAAUGCUGGGGAGCAUGAGCCAUUAUCGGGAUGAGUACAGUUUAUUGGUGAUUGACAUGCUGGGCAAGUACUACAAGAAGUGUUAUGAUCGGUUCAGGGAGUUGGUGGGGAUGAAAGGAGCGACGCAGGAUAUGAAAACGAGCGCGAGGUGGUCUAACUUGGAGGAGAUGAGGGCACUUGUGGGACCGAUCUUGGGGAAGCGGGAGGAGGGUGAAAAUGUCAGCGUCGAGGAAUGGGAAGAGUUCGUGAGGAAGGAGACUGGCGUUCAGUUAAAACUCAAAGGCAGCCAGCCUUUGGGUGCUGGUGCCAUCAUUCAGGACGUGAGCCUUAUUACCCGGAUGGUGACACUCUACAACAGUGUCAAGUGGUUGUCGGCCCGAGUUAUGCCGAUGGCACACAUCGAGGACAAGAAUGGCAUGUCGAUAAGGAUGAACGGGGCGAGUACAGAACGGGCUACAGAGGAUCGACCACGUCUACCAUUGACCAAGGAGCUCGCGAGUCGCUUUGAUGCGUUGUUGGCGACGUACGACCAACUCGCCGAGUCUGUCUUACUUACUCUCCGGAUUGAGAUGAGGUUACACGUCACAUAUCACCUCGAACUCGCACUAACUGAUGGAAACUACUCGCUGGACGAGAAAACCGUAGAGCCAGACCCGCACGUGAGCAACCUCAACACAGACCUAGUACUCCUCGACGAACGUCUCUCGGGCGCUCUACCAAAUUGGGAAUACCGUUUCGUCACCAAAGGGAUGGCUGUUCUGAUUGACGAGUUACUCGUUACGCUGGCGGGAGAGUCGAUUAGGUUGAUCAAUAAGGUGGGUGUGUUGAAGAUGAUGCACAAUAUCCUUGCUCUGCAGCAGAAUUUGAAGAAUUUCGUGAGUGGGCCGUCGGAUGCGCAGUUGGAGAGGUCGACGGAGUACUGGAGGUUGUACGAGCUUGGACCGGCGCGACUCCUCGAAGUUAUCAAAACCCACCAGCCCCCACACUUCACCUUCGAUCAACUCAAGAACAUGCUACGACUACAAUACUCCGAUAACCUCGCACGAGCUACGAACGAGAACAGGAGAGAUUCGGCAUUGCAGGCGCGGAGGGGGUUCAAUGAGAGGUGUAUUGCGUUGGGGGAGUAUUUCCAUCAGAUAGAGAGCCAGGAGGAGGAGAGGGAGGAGGAGGAGGAGGCUCAGGCGCCGGCGCCGGUAGCAUGA